This is a messenger RNA of Durusdinium trenchii, 468 nucleotides long. The record is from the annotation of a GenBank genome assembly. Lineage: Eukaryota; Dinophyceae; Suessiales; Symbiodiniaceae.
AUGACCAUUGCAGAACAUUGCUUGCUUCAACGAUUUGCGUGCUCUCUCCGCGACAACUACGUGCAAUUGACAAGCUGCCCAAGAGAUGUUCAGUUUGCCUGGCUUUUGAUUCACAAGGGCGAGGCCUAUGGAGUCCCUUGCGUUCCAAGCGGAAGCAGCUACCAUUUGGUGACCUCCCAUGUCCUGGGGCCGAGAGGAAUGGUCUUUGACAGCGAGGCAUGGCUCGAAGAUGUGCAACAGAAGAUACCCGACAAGGAAGCCAAGAUUGUGAUUGGCUGUGCAGCUGGUGUUAGAUCAAAGGCUGCCGCUCGGGUUUUGGAAGCGGCUGGAUACCUGAACGUCCAGGAGCUUGAUGAUGGCUUCAACGGCUGGGCAGCGCGCAAUAGAUCAUGCCGUUCAGGGUUGCAUGCUACAAAGCCUUUGACAGAGGACUUGAAACUUCUCGAUGCUGAGCCAUUCCACUUCUGA